AUGCCACAGCAUCCGCAAGACAAACUGGAAGCGGCGGCCGAGGCAGCAGGAGCAGCUGCAGCAGCUGCAGCCGCAAGUGUCUGGCGCUUCUUUGAGGACGACUCUGCAUUAAAACAGAACGCGCUUAAAAGCAUCAAUGGGACCUGCGCCAGCAGCACCCAAAACAGUACUGACGAAAAGAAAGAGACUCCUGCGCAUGCUUCAGGAGUAGGAGCAGCGGCAAAACUAGCACCAGUCAUAAAGUCACCUGCGCCAGCAUCUUCUCAUACUUUUGCUGCUGCUGCUGUGGCCCAUGGAAACGGCACCAGCGGCAAUUUUAGCAGCAGCGAAAGCAGCAGCAGCAGCGACAGCAGCACAACAGCGACCAGUAAAGACACAAGCCCCUUGGGACCUCGAGGAAAUUCAGGCAAAAUCAAUGCUUCAGCAGAGUGUAGCAACAGCAGCAGGGUAAACAAGGUCGACGGUGACGGCAUCACCGACGGCAGCUUCAGUGGCAGCCGCAGUAGCAGCAGUAACGCGUGCACCAACAGUGGCGGCAACAGCAGCAACGGGGGAGACCUUGUGUCAGCUUUGGGAAUGCUAAGGAGUGCAGCAAGCCGAGUUAUAUCUGGAAGCUUACAGCAGCAACAGCAGCGGCCCCACCAGCUGCAGGUAACAGAAGAACCCCACAGCUGCGAAGGUCUUCAGUCUGCAAGCAGCAAUGCUGAUGCAGCUGCACAAACAGUCGCUGCUGCUGCGGCAGCUGCUCCAGGUGCUGCAGCAGCAGCAGCUGUCGUUGCUGCUGCAGUUGCAGCAGCCGAGGCAGCUCUUCGAGGAGGUAGCAACUCAGAGCCUAGCAGCAGCAGCAAAAGCAACACCAGCAGCACGGCGCACUACCAGACCUCAACCACCCCAGAGGCUGUGCAAGUUAUGCAUAGAUUACCACCGCAGCAACAGCAGAAGCAGCAGCUUCAAGGCAAGGAAGACCAGUCUCAUGAUUCAUCGGCAGCCAACACUGAGACGAGAGGUGCUGCAGAAGCUGCACAGUCUGCUGCUGAAGCGGCGGCAGCAGCAGACUUAACGGCAGAAACAACCUCAGAGGGAGAAACAUCCGCUGCAGCAGCACGAAGUGUGGCAGAAACAACGGCAGCGGCAGGAAUCCAUAAACUGGUGGAGACUCGUCUCGGCUACGCGACAGACAUCGGGGGCCAGCUGCAGCAAACAGCCCAGCAAACGGCAGCAAAGAAGCACCCCGAAGAAGGCAAGCGAAACCAUAACCCUUGA
This is a messenger RNA of Eimeria acervulina, 1263 nucleotides long. RefSeq lists its product as hypothetical. The transcript has a single exon. NCBI's taxonomy places the organism in Eukaryota, Apicomplexa, Conoidasida, Eucoccidiorida, Eimeriidae. The coding region runs from base 1 to 1263 and encodes 420 amino acids. The record is from RefSeq and is a predicted model, not a curated record.